AUGCCUCAAAAACGAGCAAAGACCGGCUGCUUCUCAUGUCGCAAACGGCGCGUCAAAUGCGACGAAGCUAAACCAGAAUGCCAACGAUGCAAGUCGGCCAACGUCCACUGCGAAGGCUACCCCGCCAAGAAAGUGCUAUCUCUCAGUAUUCCGGAAAAGAUGCUCGAAAGGAGAAUGUCCAGCUACUCUGCGAGUCCCCUCGACGUCGGAAAUGAUGCCCUCCUCAAUGCGGCGAACGUCGCCCUACCAUUCUACCACCAAUUCAUUACACAGACUGUCUAUGCAAUUAGCGGCGGCACUCGUCAACGUUUCUGGCGAGAAGAUGUUGCGAGGAUGGCUUGGUCUACUGAUUAUGUCUAUCAUGCUAUGAUCUCACUCGCAGCGAUGCAUAAAACAUCCACAGACGCUAGCCGUGGACGACCUUCUCCGGCCGCGUUGAGGAUGUUCGCGUUGCAAAAUUAUCAGCAGGCUAUCAAACUGUUAUCGAAUGACAGUAAUGCAAGUGCAUUGAAGCCGAUUCAAGUCCUAGCUACCCUGACCCUAUUUUCUUACUUUGAGUGCUACAUUGGCGGCUCUGUCGGCUUGUUCCGCAAUCUGUGGGCCGCCAUCCAGGUAUUCGAAGCUCAUGUUCGCAACCAAUCUCAUCUGGACGGCUAUCAAAUUCACUCUCUUCUCCGUUCCAUUGUGAGUCUCGACUUCCAGGCCCAGGUCCUCGUGCCAUAUGCACAGACCUCCAUACAGGACACCACUAGGAAACGCCUGAUCGAGAGUGCGCCUCCAAGUAAUCUAAAGGACGAGGUAGAAUCAGUAGUCCAGCCUCCGCCUGAGGUUUCGGAGACCAAAUGUAGCGAGAGGGACGAACUACUCAGACUCAUUUCGAGUUUCAACAAGUCGGAUAGGAUUAUCUGGGGUCCCUGGUACGGCUCGGCUGGUGUAUCGGAUAGUAGCAGGAUCUUGCAGUUUCAGGAGGACCUGAGGGCGUGGAAGGCUCGAUCCACAAAAACCUUCUCGUCCUUUGUCUCCUCCGACGAUACGCCAUCGCCACCUUCAGUUCCACCAUCAGAACAUUUGAAUGGAUCCCCUCGGGCGGAUGAACAGUUUCCCUUGCCGCCUGCACCUCUCCACUUCAAAUCUUCCGUGGCAGCUAUGAACGUUGCCACAUACAACACCUAUAUGGCCUGCACUUCCUCGCUCCUCUACCACGCGGAAGUCGAUCCCGUGCGUUACAAGUCCGCAAUGUGCUACUAUGUCUAUGCAAACCUCCGUAUAGCGGAGUUCUUGUAUCCUCCGCCCGACCGUGAGAACACCCAGCCUAGGAAGCUCGUCGAUCAUGCGUUGUUACCCCUACUCUACUGGGGCGGCCGGCGAGCUAUCCCUGAAAUAUGGCGACGAUGGACCAUCACGAAGCUGAAACAAAUUGGCCCGCAAGGAUUAUACCCAGGGCACACCUUCGCAAAUGUGUUGGACAUCAUGUCGCAAGUGAAAGUUCAUUUCCAGGCCAGCUUCCCUAAUGGUGUGGGCCACUUCGAUAUGGUGCCCUUGCUCGUCACAGUUGGCGCAGACUCCCCUCUUCUGGAAGCUGUUUAUCUACACGAGUAUGCGAAAGAUGAUUUCAGGAUCGUAGCAAGAGCGACGUGGGUGCAAGAUAGCAAGGGUGAUCGGACAGAGGAAGAUAUUGAUUAUGAGUGCGAGGCGUAUAAGGACGUCAAUACGAGGGUUCCUUGGCGCCAGAAGGUGGAGAGUGGAUGGCAUUCUCUGCUUUAUUUGGAGGAUUCGCCUUCACCGACAUCGUCAGGAUGA
Molecule: messenger RNA, 1800 nt
Organism: Letharia columbiana
Lineage: Eukaryota; Fungi; Ascomycota; Lecanoromycetes; Lecanorales; Parmeliaceae
Exons: 2
Coding region: 1-1800 (599 amino acids)
Biological process (GO): regulation of DNA-templated transcription
Molecular function (GO): zinc ion binding; DNA-binding transcription factor activity, RNA polymerase II-specific
Source: RefSeq, a predicted model, not a curated record